AGAUAAAAAUGAGUCCAGACCCAGAGAUCAAGAACAAGACAUUGAGCCAAAAUGGAAGUGCCUGUUUUGGGAGAUGACGUGAAAGAUAGCGCCAGACCCAGAAUCGUCUAAAACAAAACUACUCUACACUUCACCAGAAUCUUCAUCAGAUGUUGUCAGCCAACAGAGGCAGGAAAAAGAGAGAACAGCAGAAGGAAAAAACCCACCUUUCAUGGCAUCGAUGUGAUUCAUGUGCGUUCUGUAUCGCAUCAACAUAGCUCGAGCUGAAGAAAUCGAGUGGAAACAAAAAGAGGGUGACGAAGCAUGGCAGGAGAUCCGGUGGAGGGAGACACGGAGAUGAGGGAGAGUGAGAGGGAGACGCAAGGGAGAGACUUUGGGUGGGAGUUGCUGGCCACGGCUCGCCAUCUCGUUGAUCAGGGCAAGCCCUCUCAGGCUCUCCAAGCGGUAGUGAUGGCAGCAAGGGCUAAAGGAGGGGACCAGGCCGUGUUCGAAUUCUUGCAGCGUGCCCGUGAGCUAUACAGAAGCAAACUCCAAUCAACUUCUGCGGUUGAACAGCUGGCUUCAUUGUUCGCCGAGUGUGCAAUUGCCGAAGCACAACCUUUGGAGGCCAACCCUCCAUCAGUUCCUGCAAGUGGCCCAUCGAUCGAGCCAGAUGCUCAUGGAAAUUCCAUACUGGCAGAAACUGGAAGGGAUCAGAUUGUACUGGAUGCGUUUGCCGAUGGGAGCAGUUUCAUCUGCUUGCAAUGUGGGGGUCUUGUUAGUAACCAGCGUAGAGAUGAGCACUACGCCUAUUGGUGUGGUUGAUCAGAUGCUUAAGCACAUGCACUGUCUUGGUUGAAGUUGCCUGAGCCUUUAAUGGAUUUGCCCGUUUAACUAUACACUUCUAUCCGCUGCCAGAAAUUUUGAUUGAGUUGCCAGAUGACGGCAACUUAUGAGGAAACCACUUGGUGCCUUGUGUGCGAUUACCCCCGUAAUCUGGAUCAGCUCAAAGCUCACACAACUUGUUCCAAUGAAGUACUAAAGAAAAUUGUGCUCCUGCAUUACAAUAGUAGCAGCUUGUGAAAUAAGGACAUAGGAUUUAGAGGGGACAGUUUUUUCCUCAAUGCAGAGUUUGUUUUUGUCCGGUCUGUUAUACAGCGAGAUCUCUCUUGCAUAGC
Molecule: messenger RNA, 1157 nt
Organism: Rhodamnia argentea
Lineage: Eukaryota; Viridiplantae; Streptophyta; Magnoliopsida; Myrtales; Myrtaceae
Exons: 2
Coding region: 304-804 (166 amino acids)
Source: RefSeq, a predicted model, not a curated record